Messenger RNA from Culicoides brevitarsis, 1791 nucleotides. RefSeq names its product bestrophin-4-like. The transcript has 6 exons. The record is from RefSeq and is a predicted model, not a curated record. Gene Ontology annotation, molecular function: chloride channel activity. NCBI's taxonomy places the organism in Eukaryota, Metazoa, Arthropoda, Insecta, Diptera, Ceratopogonidae. Bases 1 to 1791 code for a protein of 596 amino acids.
AUGACAGUUCCUUAUACGCGAGAAGUCCCCAAUGGCAGCAGCUUUGGAGUGUUUUGGAAAAUCCUUUGGAUAUGGAGAGGCAGUGUGUAUAAAAUGAUAUGGAGAGAAUUGAUAUUUUACUUGACAAUUUAUUAUGCAAUUCACUGGCUGUACAUUUACAAAUUCGAUGAAGAGCAAAAGGCUUCGUUCGAUGAUCUUCGCGACUACAUAAAAGACAACAAUGGCAGUAUACCGCUUUCGUUCGUCUUGGGAUUCUACGUUACGCUCGUCGUCAAUCGUUGGUGGAGUCAAUUUCGAUUACUUCCGUGGCCGGAUACUUUGGCGCUUUUUAUUUCAGCAGCAAUUCCGGGAAAUGACGAAGUUGGUCGACUGAUGCGUCGUAAUGUCGUUCGUUACAUGAUGCUUUCUUAUGUCAUCACGUUGCGCAUGAUUUCGCUUCGAGUGAAAAAACGCUUUCCGGAUUGGCAACAUCUCGUGGAUGCCGGUUUUAUGCACGAAAGUGAGAAGAAAAUUUUUGAACUCAUGGAUUUGCGACAUCCGAUGUCGAAAUAUUGGAUGCCUUUGGUUUGGGCAACAAAUAUCAUCAAUCGAGCACGGAAGGAAGAACUGAUAAAGUCAGAUCAACUUGUGCAAACGUUACUUACGGAGCUGAGUGACAUUCGUGUGAGGUUGAGCGGCUUGCAUGGAUUCGAUUUUGUGUGUGUUCCGUUGGUUUAUACGCAAGUUGUGACCUUAGCGCUUUAUAGUUACUUCGGAUGUGCGUUAUUGGGCACGCCAAAAGGAUACGAUUUUUAUUUUCCGAUUUUCACGGUGCUGCAGUUCUGCUUCUACGUUGGUUGGCUAAAAGUCGCUGAAGUGCUCAUCAAUCCAUGGGGCGAAGACGAUGACGAUAUCGAGCUCAAUUGGUUCAUUGAUCGUCACAUAAAAGCAGCUUACAUGAUUGUCGAUGAAAUGCACGAAGAGCAUCCUGAACUCUUAAAGGAUCAAUUUUGGGAGGAAGUUGUUCCAAGAAAUCUUCCUUACACAAUCGCAUCUCAAGCAAGUCGUCGUUUCCAACCAAGAGGCUCCGCUGAAGAUUACAAAGUCAAGGAUAACGAAGCUUUGUACGCAAAUAUCAACAUUGGGAACAAAAAUAAAAUCAAGGAAGACAUUUACGGAGAUUAUGAACUUGUGAAGAAAAAAAAUUGGUUCUCUCGUCAAUUAAAUCGCAUGGGCUCAACUCGCAGCUUCCGUUCGUUUUAUUCACGAGGCAGCGGAUCAGAAGCUUAUCAAAAACAUCAACCUGACACCCGAAUUAGCAUGCCAAAUCCCGCGAAAUAUUCUCCCGCCAAAAGUUCCAUCUACGAAAGGAUCAUGCGACGUCCCCGUUCUCCGGAUAAAAACUCACAAAUUUCCGAUAUUUCGACGUUUGAACGAAAACCCGCGAAAUUACCGCCUCCCGGAUACGACAAUCCCCUAAUUGGUCGUCUCGUGUUGACUCCCGUGAAUGAAUUGAGUUUACCCACAACUCCUGCCUUGAAUCGCCUUCAACUUCCCGGCAACACAAAUUCACUUGUGCUCGUUUCGCGCCAAAAUAGCAGCCCAACGACGCUCGUUUAUCAAGCAGCAACGGAAAAAUCGCCGCCAUUGAUGAAAGACAGUCAAACCAAUACGGGAAUUGUAACGUCGAGUGUUCGAUCUGAAGCUUCCUCGUCGUCGUCAACAGCGUCGUCAGCAACGCACGGAAGUGCAAACAUCAACAACGACGAAGACGACGACGAUGGCAAAGAGAAACGAGAAGUCUUUGUGUAA